AUGCGGAGCGAGGAGAAGAGACUGAGGACUUUCCGGCAGUGGCCAGAGAGCUCACCUGUCUCUGCCACAGACCUGGCUAAGGCUGGCUUUUUCUUCCUGGGUCCUGGCGACCGAGUGCAGUGCUUCUGCUGUGGCGGUAUCUUGAGGAGCUGGGAGGCUGAGGAUCAACCCAUGCGAGAGCACCAAAAAUUUUUUCCUACCUGUAAGUUUAUCUGUGGUGAAGAUGUUGGCAACCAGCAGAUGCUCCCCUUUCUGGAGAUCUUGGACUAUGUGGAUGGGCAGAUCCUCAGCCUUCUGCAGAGGAUGGAUGUAGAAGAGGCAGCCCUACCCAGUCAACCAGAAUACCCAGAGAUGGAAACCGAGGCGAUGCGACUAGCCACUUUCCAGAGCUGGCCACCGUACACAGAGUUGUAUCCUGAGCAACUGGCCAGAGCAGGGUUCUUCUAUACAGGUCAAGGUGACACUGUGAGGUGUUUUUACUGUGAUGGCAGCUUGAGGAACUGGGAGCUUGGAGAUGACCCCUGGAGGGAACAUGCCAAAUGGUUUCCAAGGUGUGAGUUUUUGCUGCAGUCCAGGGGCAGAGACUUUGUUAGCAGUGUUCAGGACUCUGACUUCAACGCUCCAGGAGGCUCCUGGCAACGGGCUGAACAAGAUCCCCCUGUACCCCAAGAUUCUGUGGGGAAUCGGGAAUUGUCAUCUCCUCUGGAUCAGUCUUCCAUAGUGCAGAAUGUCCUGCAGAUGGGCUUUGACCACAGCUUGGUGAUGAGCUUGGUCCAGAAUAGACACCUGCUGACUGGCACCUGCUACUUAUCUGUGUCCGAACUGGUCUUGGAUCUGCUUCAGGUAGAUGGGGAAGAGAGCAGCAGUGCGGAAGAAAGAGAGCGUACGGAGAGGGAGACAGGUUUGCCAGGACAGAGACGAGACGCACAGGCUGAGUGCUCAAAAGAAUCAGAGCCCCCACUGAGUACGGAGGAGCAGCUGCGACGGUUGCAGGAGGAGAGGAUGUGCAAAGUGUGCAUGGACAAAGAUGUGUCCAUUGUCUUCGUUCCUUGUGGCCACUUGGUGGUGUGUGCGGAAUGUGCCCCCAGCCUGAGACGAUGCCCCAUCUGCAGAGCGGUCAUCAGGGGAAGUGUGAGGACUUUCAUGUCCUGA
Messenger RNA from Trachemys scripta elegans, 1152 nucleotides. It is a transcript of the gene BIRC7, whose product is annotated as baculoviral IAP repeat containing 7. Gene Ontology annotation, biological process: positive regulation of protein ubiquitination; negative regulation of apoptotic process; regulation of cell cycle. Lineage: Eukaryota; Metazoa; Chordata; Testudines; Emydidae. The record is from RefSeq and is a predicted model, not a curated record. Gene Ontology annotation, cellular component: nucleus; cytoplasm. The coding region runs from base 1 to 1152 and encodes 383 amino acids. Gene Ontology annotation, molecular function: cysteine-type endopeptidase inhibitor activity involved in apoptotic process; ubiquitin protein ligase activity. The transcript is spliced from 7 exons.